UGCACGCAUGCGCAAUGCCAUCUGGCUUCUCGGUGUCUGGGAGAUUGCAAGAAGAUGAUGCGGCUGAGCGGCCGGCACGGACUGAAUGCAUAAUUGGGCUUUCUUAGUCAUAUAUUUUCACUUGCCUUGUCUAGUUUCUUGCCAAAUUGCUGUUUCAUGUCGAACUGUAACCGGAGCGGCGUAGAAACUGACUAGCAGUGACGGCAGAAGAAGAAGAAAGGAGUUGGGCAUCACAUUGCACCGGAUGUCAUUACACGCUCUUAAAUAUCGAGGACUAUAAUCAGGACCAACGGCAGAGCCAUGGAGGCUGUAACACAUUUUGUGAAUGACACUGUAGAAUUUUACAAAUGGGGCCUUACUAUAUCAGACAAGAGGGUGGGGAGCUGGCCGAUGAUGUCAUCUCCCCUCCCCACUCUGGCCAUCAGCUGCCUGUACUUGCUCUUCCUGUGGGCGGGGCCUAGAUACAUGCAGGACCGCCAGCCCUAUAUACUCAGGAAGACCCUCAUAGUCUACAACUUCAGCAUGGUGGUUCUCAACUUCUACAUCGCCAAAGAGCUCCUAAUAGCAUCUCGAAGGGCCGGCUAUAGCUACCUCUGUCAGCCCGUCAGCUACUCCAAUGAUGAGAAUGAAGUCAGGAUAGCGUCUGCUCUCUGGUGGUACUACAUCUCCAAAGGAGUAGAAUUCCUGGACACAGUGUUUUUCAUCCUGAGGAAGAAGUUCACCCAGGUCAGCUUCCUCCACGUCUACCAUCACUGCACCAUGUUCAUCCUCUGGUGGAUCGGCAUGAAAUGGGUCCCAGGUGGACAAUCAUUUUUUGGUGCAACCAUCAACUCUUCCAUCCACGUCCUCAUGUACGGGUACUACGGCCUGGCUGCUCUGGGACCUCAUAUGCAGAAGUACCUCUGGUGGAAGAAAUACCUCACCAUUAUUCAGAUCAUCCAGUUCCACGUGACCAUCGGCCACGCCGGCUACUCCCUCUACACAGGCUGUCAAUUCCCCGCCUGGAUGCAGUGGGCUCUGAUUGGCUACGCCGUAACCUUCAUCAUCCUCUUCGCCAACUUCUACUACCACGCGUACCGACGCAAACCCUCCUCGCAGAAGGGAGUCAAGUCCGCGGCGAACGGCACCUCCAUGGUAACUAACGGUCAUAGCAAAGUGGAGCAAGUGGAAGAUAACGGGAAGAGGCAAAAGAAAGGAAGAGCGAAAAGGGAGUAAAGAAGGAAGAGGGCGUGCUCGGCGAUUUAAAGAGAGAGGACAGUUGUUGGAAGGGCCAGAGAAGGAGGGAAGGGUUAGGUAAGGAAUACACAGAAAGCUUCCUCCUCCCUGCAAAUAAUGUAGAAGGAUGUGAUUUGUGACCAACUUGGAAAGCUGAAAGCAUAGAAGUGUGUUUGUGUCUAUAAGGGGUUUCGAGAAGGAAGAGAGGGGUGAUGGUUGUCUCCAUAAAAGUUGUUUUUGUUAAAAAGCAAGAUGCUGAUCACGUAUGUUCCGAGCUCUUCUGUCCAACUGUGUUCUGGACCGUCAUAGGACCAACAUAUCAAAAAAGGACCUACAAACUCAGCAUCGUUGAUCUUAUCAACCAAGAUUCACCUCCAACUUUUGUACUCUGGAUUCCAGUAUUGUUUUAACUGAAAGCUUAAAUAGUCUUUAAUAUGCUUAUUUAUUUUCUAGUGCUCUAAAAGAGUUUUAAUUAAUUUAAUUAUUACCAACAAGAGAACAUGCAUAUGUUUAUACCAAAGGGUUUUUUUCUGGGUUCGUGGGGAGAUAUUUGUUUACGAAUACUUAGAGUUGAACAAAGUUAGGAAACAAUCACAAUGAGACAUUCUCAUAACUGCCAUCUAUUGUAUUUAACUUUACAAUUAUCUACACCAUCCACCAAUCAUAUAUGUCAUGGACUUUCUCUGCUGUCUCAAGCUGAUACAACUGUACGACAUGAUAUUUACAUUUUAUUUCAUGUUCAUUGUGAUUAAAACCUGGUUUAAAACA
This is a messenger RNA of Gymnodraco acuticeps, 1983 nucleotides long. RefSeq names its product elongation of very long chain fatty acids protein 4-like. The transcript is spliced from 7 exons. Lineage: Eukaryota; Metazoa; Chordata; Actinopteri; Perciformes; Bathydraconidae. Gene Ontology annotation, biological process: fatty acid elongation, saturated fatty acid; very long-chain fatty acid biosynthetic process; fatty acid elongation, monounsaturated fatty acid. Gene Ontology annotation, cellular component: endoplasmic reticulum; endoplasmic reticulum membrane. Gene Ontology annotation, molecular function: fatty acid elongase activity. Bases 301 to 1215 code for a protein of 304 amino acids. The record is from RefSeq and is a predicted model, not a curated record.